This is a messenger RNA of Phyllopteryx taeniolatus (common seadragon), 1832 nucleotides long. RefSeq names its product neuropilin (NRP) and tolloid (TLL)-like 2b (gene neto2b). Gene Ontology annotation, molecular function: protein binding. The coding region runs from base 177 to 1826 and encodes 549 amino acids. The transcript has 12 exons. The record is from RefSeq and is a predicted model, not a curated record. NCBI's taxonomy places the organism in Eukaryota, Metazoa, Chordata, Actinopteri, Syngnathiformes, Syngnathidae.
UGGUGUCUUCCCUGAUGUGCGAGCUUCAGUUCGCCCCAGAGGGAGCACGUCUGCCGACGACGGGGAUCGUUAGGACGAAAAGUUGCCGUCAUCGUUCAUAUAUUGACGUUGACGUAAAAAUGUCGAUUGUCACUGGAGUUUCGACAUAGAAGCCACCUAAACUCCCAGCAGAGAGGAUGAAUGUAGUCUGGAUACUUCUCCUUUUCAUUGAGGAGGGAUUUGCUCGGGCUCAGAAGACUGCAGAUGAUGCCGCCGCAUCCAAAGGGCUCAACCCGUCUCAGAGGCCGACGCGUUCUCGCCACUGUGGGAACUGGAUACGGCACGCGGACGGUGGCAGCUUUAGCUCGCCAAACUACCCCAACAUCUACCCACCCAACAAGGAGUGCCUGUAUGUGCUCGAAGCGCUCCCCCGGCAAAGGAUCGAGCUGCUGUUUGACGAGUCGUUCUACAUCGAGGCGUCCUUCGAGUGUCGCUUUGACCACAUCGAGGUGCGCGAUGGCCCCUUCAGUUUCUCGCCGCUCAUAAACCGCUUCUGUGGCGCCACCUGCCCCGGGCUGGUCUUGUCCAGUGGACGCUUCAUGUGGAUCCGCUUCUACAGCGACGAAGAACUGGAGGGGAUCGGUUUCCAGGUCCGCUACAGCUUCACGGCAGACCCGGAGUUCCAUCUGCAUGUGGGAGGACUCCUAAACCCCAUCCCAGAUUGUCAGUUUGAGCUGUCCGGGGCCGAUGGCCUGAUCCGAUCCAGUCAAGUGGACGAGGAGUACAAGGUCAAGCCCGACCAGGCCGUGGACUGCAUCUGGACCAUACGCGCCCCGACGAACAACAAGAUUUACCUGAGAUUCCUGGAGUACCAGCUGGAGAACUCCAACGAGUGCAAGAAGAACUUUGUGGCUGUUUAUGAUGGAAGCAACGCCAUCGAGGACCUCAAGGCCAAGUUUUGCAGCACAGUGGCCAACGACAUCAUGCUGGACACGGGCGUGGGCGUGGUCAGGAUGUGGGCAGAUGAGAGCAGUCGCCUCAGCCGCUUUAGGAUGUUGUUCACUUCUUUUGCUGACCCUCCCUGUGUCGGCAGCGCGUUCUUCUGUCACAGUAACAUGUGCAUCAACAAUUCUCUGGUGUGCAACGGUAUACAAAACUGUGUCUUUCCCUGGGACGAAAGCAACUGCAAAGAAAAGAAGCAGAAAGGAAUCUUCCAGCACACGACGAGGACUCACGGCACGGUUAUCUGUGUGUCCAGCGGCGUGGUCAUGCUGCUCCUCAUCGUCUCCAUCUUGGUGCAGAUCAAGCAGCCACGCAAGAAGCUGUUGGUACGCAAGAAUAACUUGUUCCAGCGUGGUGACUUCCACACAGCAUUUGAGCCGCCGCAUUAUGAACUCUUGACGCUCAGAGAAAAGAGGCAGUCAGGUGACCUGGGGGAUCUUUCCGAGGAUCUUCAGUCCCUGCAGGCCCUGAGGAGGUCAUCUUCUUCGGGCUCUCGCUGUGUUCACGAGCACCACUGCGGCUCUCAGGCCUCGCUCACUUCAAUCAAAGGCGCUCCCGGGGUGGGCCGCAGGUCUUCGGAGCUGACCCCGAUCCGUGGCGACGUCCAGAGACCUCUGCCACCUCUGCGCGACUCCGCCGGCAGCUUUCGCAAGAAAAGCUGGCCUAGCGUCAAAGCGGCCGCCGGCCUUCACGCGCAGUACAGCCCGGCAGAGCGACACCACCGAGUCGUGGAGGACCAGGAAGACGACCGAGACGCCGGCUACGACUUGUACGUACACGGGGCCGCCAACAGGAGAGGUCGCUACGAGAUGGUCCAGCAAAGAUCUUUAUCCAUGGACUUUUAAUGUAAA